This is a messenger RNA of Dreissena polymorpha, 4488 nucleotides long. RefSeq lists its product as uncharacterized. Bases 39 to 1142 code for a protein of 367 amino acids. The record is from RefSeq and is a predicted model, not a curated record. Lineage: Eukaryota; Metazoa; Mollusca; Bivalvia; Myida; Dreissenidae. The transcript has 10 exons.
GUUGUUUGGAUAAACUUUGUACAGUGUGCAAUAUAGAAAUGGGCAAUUGGUGUCCAUACAAAAAGAAGAAAACGGAAGAAGAAGAUCCCAUAGAUCAAAAUGGAACUUGCGUUGACAGCAUAAGCGAAUCGAACGUCGCAGAAAAUGACAAGGGCAAACACGCACAAACCAAUGAUGACGCAGUCAAUCAAGAAAAUAACACAGAACCGAAGCGUUUUGAAAGCACGAGCAAAUCGAACGUCGCAGAAAAUAACAAAGGCAAGCACGCACCAACCCAUGAUGGCGCACUCAAUCAAGUAUAUAACACAGAACCGAAGCGUAAUGAAAGUAAACGGCCACACACUUCUACCCCGAAAGGCGAUGAGGAAAACGACAAACUUCAAGACGGCGGGCAAGACGCAAAGGAUCAACUAAAAACUCAAACACCAGGCUCAUAUUAUAGCGAUGAAAUUUUACAACCGAACUCAAACAAGUUAUAUCCAGUGCAAACACAAAAACAGGACCAACUUGCACGGCAAAAGGAAGCCAGUAAGGAAAUGCUGUACAGAGUGUAUGAGAACGUUAUUGGAACACUUGAAGAAUUCGAAAGAAGAUGUAAUAAGAGGCACACGAAAGAAAAGCUGGUUGUUUCUGAGAUUGAUUUUCCAGACCAAUCCGACAAAAGCGAUAGAGACGUAAAGGCUAAUAUGGAUGUUCAACUUUUGUUGUUUGAAGAGCACAGAAAAUCAUGUCCUCCUAAAUUUACCAAGGAGGUAAAUGGUGAAUUGAGAAUGAAAACCAUUUACUGGGCUGCAGCAAGAGGGGAAACGGAGCUCGAUGAAACGGACGAGUAUACAACUAAUCUGUAUGAGAUUCUUGUAAAAGAUAAAACGCAUCACGCCGUACUUGAUCAACCCAGACAGCCUGUUGAACAUAAAACAAUGCGACAGACUUUGCAGUUUAUUAUGAAAGGAAAUGCCAAAGCGAUGGAAAUCGAAUGUGAAUAUCAGACCGACCCAGAUAAAAUGGCAAAAGACCCCAAAACGCGGAAAACAGCAAUACGACCUUAUGUUGGUGCCAACAGAAUAUAUAUGUGUAAUACAGAUCUUCAACCUUACCUCGAUCAGGACGUGCCUGGAUUUUUGGAAUCGGACAUUAAAUAGUCUAUAUCAACUUACAUUAAAUGUGAACCCCCUUUUUUGUUCUUAUAUUACUAGCUCGUACGUAGCGUACAAUUAUUCAUAACUUGAACAUAUAUUUAUUAUAUUUUAGUUGAUCUUAAUUUGUACACAUAUAAUUAAAUCAAUUAGGUUUGAAAACGUAUUUAUUAACAGAUACUUAUUACAUUCAAUAUAUAUCUAGUUUUUGAAGUAAUGUUAAACUCAAAAACUGCAUCUGAUCGUCGAAAUAGCCAUCAUUCUGUUACAUUACCGGACACAGUUUAUUGUAUGUGGCGCUGCGUACUCGGCCCAACAAGUUAAGUAAAAUUAACUAUUACAUUUAAAGUAUGUAUAUAUUUAAAGUAGAGCUAUUAUACGCAACAAUAAUUUCAAAAGAAUUUUGAUAAACGUUUCUUAGAUUUUAAUCCUUAUAUAUGUUUGUUAAACGUAUGAUGUUAAUAUCAACAUAUGUAUGUUCCGAAUAUAUUCAUCUUGUUAAGUCAGUAAAUAGUGACUGUGAUAUAUGUUAUAUCGUACUCAAUUUAAACAAUGUAAUAAACUUCCGAUGGCCAUUCAGGAUCACAGAAUUUAACACAACAGAUAGAACCUACAUGCUGCUUUCAUUAUAAAUGUUAACCAUACGAAACAAACAGUUAUUUUUUUUAUACGUAGAUUAAACCACAAGAAGCUUAUACACAUAAAUAUUGCAAACUUUCAUUUCUCGUUACUUUUGAAGGCGGAUGCAGAUCUCGUAUAACAAUUAAUUAUUUGUAGACAUAACUAAAACAUACGUGCACUUGAUUCAAAAUACACAACAUUACGAUCUGUCAUGUCCAAAUAUACAAAUCAGGACUUGUAUUCGGCAAAAGCUGUUAGCUAAUGACUAAACGUGUACCUUUCAAGGACGUAUGCUGCACUUUUACUGAAACUUUUGUUAUGACUAGAGUUUUAUAAUUUGCGGUAUUAAGCAAGAACCAUCUGUUGUGGAUAGAAAACAAAUGAAAUAAAAAUCAUGUUAAUUUUGUUGUUAAUUUUCAUUUGCUUUUGAACAACAAGCUUAAUUCAGCAUAAGAACAAUUUACAAAUAAGUAAAUAACUAUAACAAUUGAGUAAAUUAAUGAGAAAACUUUUAAAAACAACUUCUAUUUAUUUCAAUAUAUGUACUACUAUUUUAACUUUAUUUCAAUUUAUGUUUUUUUAACAUAAUUACAUAGAGUGAUUCAUGUUGUUUUUUUUUAAACAAAAACAUCAGAAUUUCACAUAUGAAAAUUAAUAUUAUGCCUAUCAGUCAUUUUUAUAUGUAUAUGUCUUCACAUACCUCGAUUUUGUCCAAAUGUACCAAAAUGUUUAAUAAGUUAUAACUUAAUUAAAAUAUAGAAAGAAAAAAAUAGGCCACCAUGGCCGUUUGUUCAGAACUGCAGUUUAACUGCAUUUAUUAAAAUACAAUUACAAAAGUGGAAACAUGUUCAUGGUACUGGCAAAAAACAUACUAAUACAUGUAUUGCUAUAUGCCAAUGAAAACGUAGAUUGUAAUGUAUAUGAAAACACAUAUCAUGUGUAGGAAUAUCAGUAAAAGUAGGUUAAUACAGCGUCCGACUAAAAACAAGACGUAUACUAUACAUUUAAAGGGGCAUAUCGACGGUAUUAAUUUCGUGUCAUGACUUGACCAAUAUUUUGUUGAAAGUAAAUGCAAAAUAAGAAUAACCUUUUAAAUGAAAACACAAAAAUGUAGCAAAAUCAGUUAAAGUUAGAUUAUACAGCACCACAAACUAAACAGCAGCAAACAUGGGAAAGAAUCAUGACUUCAUAUAACUAUAUAAUAUUAAUUGAAAGAACACAUAUCAUAUACGAUUUAAAGCAACAACUGACAAUAACUUACGCAACUUUCAAUACAUAAUUCUCUAACUUACAUAACCUGUAUAAAUGCAUACCUGUAUAACAAUAUAUUAAAACCUUCUAAUAUAUGCUCAUUCUGUGCUAGUUAUAAAGAAAGUUUAAUACAUAUUAAGUAUAAAUGUAAUAGUGUACAACCAAUAUGAGAGAUCUUGAAUACUAUUUAGAAAGCAAAGAUAUAAACUUUGACCUUAACGUGCUUUUCAUAGUUUUUGAGACACAAAAACGUGUGGCAAAUACUAUGGUAAUAUACUACAUACUGAUUCUUAUGAAAGAGUAUAUAUAUUUUGUAUUAAAAAUAGACAGGAAUCUCUAAAUAUUGAGAUUUUCAAAAAAACUCUCACAAUGAAAAUGAAAUUUGAAGAAACUAUAGCAUUUGAAAGAAAUAAAAUAUACUUACACUAACACAAAUGACAGAAAUUUGUCACACUCUAACAUGAUUUUGCCUAUAUCGUAGUAUUCCUUUACGUCUUAUCUUUUCUAUGUUAUUUCCUACUGAAACACCUCAGGAAAUUUACUAUCGUCCUUCUCUUUUUCAUUUUUAUAUGACAUUUUCGCAUCAUCUCUAAAAAUUGGCUUCAAAUUUUAUGCAGAAAUUGAAUAUACUAUGAAAAUACUUUAUUACCAAUAAUUGUUAUGUUGAAGUUGUCAAUGUAUAACCUUGUUUUUCAUAUGUUUACGAGAUGUAUGGAUAAAAUUGAAAAAAAAAUACAGCACCUAACAAAAGCAUAGGUAUACAAUACAUUUAAAGUGGUAUUUAAACGUUACUUAAUUGUAAUUCGUUGCAUGACUUGACCAAUGUAUUGUUGUAUGCCAGUUUAAAUUUAGAUUUACAUUUAAAUGAUAACAAUAAUAAAUACUGUGUACCGAGAUCAUUAAAAGAAGGUUAAAUAAGUAUCCAACUUAAAACAAGACUUAAACAAUACACUUAGAGGGGCAUUUCAACGAUUUUAGUUUUAAUUCUUGACAUGACUUUACCGAUUCACGGCAUUCUAUUCUUAUGCAUCAAUUCUAUUAACAGUAUUAUUUUAUUGAAAUUGCUAUAAAAUGUAUGCACAACAUUAUUAUGUUCAAGUUUGUCUACGAAAAAACAAAGUCCAACAAACGUAUUGCAAUUUUAUGGAAACGUUUACAUGCUACACAAAAGUUGCGUGUGUCUUAUAUGUUAAACAAUGAUUCACUACAUAAAUGAACUUCGUUAUGUAUAAAAAGGUUGUAAAUUAUAAUUAUCUAUUAGUCUUUGAUACGCCACUGAAUUGUAAUAAUACUGAUAUUGGUAUUAUUGUUUUUAAUCUUCACUUAAUUUACUGCACAUUUUCUUUAGUACUGAUGUCAUUUGAAAGACGUGCGCGGCAGUUCAAAUUAUUAGUUUGUUUUGUUACACAUAUACUAUUUCUUGAUAGUUUGAUGAAGCCAUCUUUUGCUAAUGUAAAAGUGAAAUAAAACUCGAAGGUGA